This is a messenger RNA of Cervus elaphus (red deer), 2841 nucleotides long. It is a transcript of the gene STAR, whose product is annotated as steroidogenic acute regulatory protein. Lineage: Eukaryota; Metazoa; Chordata; Mammalia; Artiodactyla; Cervidae. Gene Ontology annotation, biological process: regulation of steroid biosynthetic process; steroid biosynthetic process; intracellular cholesterol transport. Gene Ontology annotation, cellular component: mitochondrial intermembrane space; mitochondrion. Bases 279 to 1136 code for a protein of 285 amino acids. The record is from RefSeq and is a predicted model, not a curated record. Gene Ontology annotation, molecular function: cholesterol transfer activity; cholesterol binding. The transcript has 7 exons.
AUGGCCAAAGUCUCCUGGUGAGGCAAUCUCUCUAUCCUUGGUUCCUUCCUUUCCACGCUGAGUGAUGGCUUUUUUAUCUCCCAAUGAUGAAACACAGCCUUCAGCUGGAGGUAUUUAAGGCGCAGAAAUGCACAGUCUGGCCACAGCUGCAGGGCCCGAGGCCACAACCCUGACGGGCUGAGGAAGGACAGGAGCAGCCAUCCUCCGGGACCAGAGGCCACAGCAGGAGCCCUCAGCAUCCCCGCCGGAUUCCACACCUGCUCCUACUGCCAGGAAAGAUGUUCCUCGCGACGUUUAAGCUGUGUGCCGGGAGCUCCUACAGACACGUGCGCAGCAUGAAGGGGCUGCGGCAGCAGGCCGUGCUGGCCAUCGGCCAGGAGCUGAACCGGAGGGCCCUGGGGGGCCCGGCCCCAGCUGUGUGGAUUAACCAGGUUCGGCGUCGCGGCUCUCUGCUAGGUUCUCAGCUGGAAGACCCUCUCUACAGCGACCAAGAGCUGGCCUAUAUCCAGCAGGGAGAGGAGGCCAUGCAGAAGGCCCUGGGCAUCAUCAGAGACCAGGAGGGCUGGAAGAAGGAGAGCCGGCAGGCCAAUGGGGACGAGGUGCUGAGUAAAGUGAUCCCCGACGUGGGCAAGGUAUUCCGGUUGGAGGUGGUGGUGGACCAGCCCAUGGAGAGGCUUUACGAAGAGCUUGUGGAGCGCAUGGAGGCCAUGGGCGAGUGGAACCCCAAUGUCAAGGAGAUCAAGGUCCUGCAGAAGAUUGGAAAAGACACGGUCAUCACUCACGAGUUGGCUGCAGAGGCGGCAGGAAACCUCGUGGGGCCCCGAGACUUCGUGAGUGUGCGCUGUACCAAGCGCCGGGGCUCCAUGUGCGUGCUGGCUGGCACAGCCACACUCUACGAGGAGAUGCCCCAGCAGAAGGGUGUCAUCAGAGCUGAGCAUGGCCCCACCUGCAUGGUGCUCCGCCCCCUGGCUGGAAGUCCCUCAAGGACCAAACUCACCUGGCUGCUCAGCAUUGACCUCAAGGGAUGGCUGCCGAAGACCAUCAUCAACCAGGUCCUCUCGCAGACCCAGGUGGAUUUUGCCAAUCACCUGCGCAAGCGCCUGGAGUCCUGCCCCGCUCCUGAAGCCAGGUGUUGAAGGCCAGCCUGCUGCUCCAUGGGCUCCCAGCUGAACGGGUUUGCGGGCUCACGAGGAGGUCCCUGCUGGGAGCCUACAAAUCUGUAAAUCUGUUAAAGAUCUUAUCUGAGGAUGGUGGGAUGGGGUGGUGGUGCAUUUUCAAUAAGAUACUACAGCUCAGAUUGGUAGCAUUUUAGUACCAAGAGAAUGGGGACAAGGCUGUUCCAACUUCAUUCACUGAUGAGCUGUAAAAUGAAGCUUAAGGUCUCAAAACAUUUGUGAAACUUUUUUUUGUGAAACUUUUUCUUCUGGGUCCUGACAGCGUCUACCUAAAAAUAUCUUGAAAAUGCUACCAGUUAGGGAAUACAAGGACCAGGCCUUCAAGCUUGAGGAGGUCAAGAGGUCUGCGGGCAAUGUGUGCAGACAGAGGUCUCAUACAGGGCCUCCUGCAACCCUCUGCUCCUCUGCCAAGUGGGUGGACAGCUGCACCGAAGAGCAAGCAACUCCCAGAGCAGACGGCUUCUAGAGCUCUAGUUCAAGUGACCUUACGAAAAAAUACAGAACUAAUUAUUAGACUGAUUCCCGUACUUCUUCCAUGACAGGAGUCAGAAUAAAGAAUUGUAACUCACAGAAAAACUUUCAGUUAGUCUGUACCCGAUUUAAAAUUCUACUUUUAAAAUCCAUGUUAGUAAAUGGCAAGCUCAUACUAAAGGAGCCAUGGAUAAAGAUUUUAAUUAGUUAAAUUAAAUCUUACUUCAUUCAAAGGAAAAACUCCAGGGGACUUAAGUCUUUCAAUUAUGUAGGAUCUGUUACCAGAAUCUUUCAUAAAAAUUUACUUUGGACAAUAAGCACAAGACUAGAUCAGUUCUUAAAAGAACUCUAUAGCUGGUAGCUGAUUAAUGGGCAUUGGAAGAUGAUUUUUAUUUACCUAAUUAGGACAGAACCAAAAGCGAGUGACUAAGAGAAAAUAAAAGCAAGUUUUACUAUUCCCCAUUAGUUGCUUGUUUAGAUCUGAAAAGGGAACUGAAUCUUUAGUUUGGAGUCUAUUCUGUCCUCUUAGCUUGACUUGGGGCUGCCAAUUUCUCUGCUUUAACAGGUCAACGUCUUACUAUAUUGGAGGAGAUGGCUGGAAGGUGUGUUAGCAUGACAGCAAAAUCCCUUUCCAAGGUCUGAGAAUUGGUGCUCUAAACAUCUAAAUUGAGAUGGGGUUAUCUGGCUAAAAUACAUAUGCAGGAUGAAAACCCAACCAUUAUCACCUGAAGUGUUUCCAUUCCAGUGCUAACAGCAUUUACACCAUGUGGAAAGUCAUGCUAGCUAAUUUAUUGAACAAAUUAGCAGUGGCAGAAAUGCUGGUAUUUAUUGAGGCAUUGAGACUGUACAACUGAUGCAGGUAUUUAUUAAUAUUUAUUCUGUUUCUUAGUAGUCUGUUUUUGGCAUAGAUGAAAUUAUGUUUAUCUAGCCUGGAAGCUUCAGAGUGAGAAGGAGUAAUUGUGGAAGUAUUUCUAGAACCGAAUUCUCCACUCCCAGCUAAGAGAAAGGGUUGCUUGUUGAAAGGUGUGUAUAGCAACACUUGCUCUGGUUUCAAGAGAACAGGCUGACAGUGAAGAAACAGGCUUUCAACACACACCAUGUUUGCCUUUUUCAAACUAUGCAACUGUGUCUUUGAGGGGCCUGGGGAGAUCUUUUCUCACUUGUUUUUCAUUGGAAUAAAAUGAGUUGUCAGUGA